CCGCUCCGCCGCGCCGCCGCCGCCGCCUUCCCGGGAUGAGCGCUCCCCCGACGCCACCUCCCGGGGGCGAGGAAAGACUCGAGACGGCCUGGCCCCCCGGCGACCAACGCCAGCGGCACCCCGGCGGCGACGGAGGAGGCGGCGGCGGCGGGGACCGGGGGGCGGGGGCGGCGGGCUCGGUAGCCAUCCAGUGAGUCUCCGCGCUGGUGUGCCUGGUGGGCAACGCCCUGGUCAUCUUCGUGAUCCUCCGCUACGCCAAGAUGAAGACGGCCACCAACAUCUACCUACUGAACCUGGCUGCGGCCAACGAGCUCUUCAUGCUGAGCGCGCCCUUCGUGGCCUCGUCGGCCGCCCUGCGCCACUGGCCCUUCGGCCCGGCGCGGUGCCGCGCGGUGCUCAGCGUGGACGGCCUCCACUCAUUCCCCAGCGUCUUCUGCCUGGCCGUGCUCAGCGUGGACCGCUACCUGGCUGUGGUGCACCCGCUGCGCGCUGCCACCUGCCGCCGGCCCGGCGGGGCCAGACUGGUCAGGGGUGUGUGGCUGUCGUCCUCACUGGUCACCCUGCCCCUUGCCGUCUUCGCCGACACCAGGCCGGCUCGCGGCGGCAGGGCCGUGGCCUGCAACCUGCACUGGCCGCGCCCAGCGUGGUCGGUGGUCUUCGUGGUCUGCACUUUCCUGCUGGGCUUCCUGCUGCCCGUCCUGGCCAUCGGCCUGUGCUACGUGCUCAUCGUGGGCAAGAUGCGGGCGCUGGCGCUGCUGGCCGGCUGGCAGCAGCAGAAGCGCUCCGGGAAGAAGAUCACGUGGCUGGUGCUGACGGUGGUGGCCGUCUUCGUGCUCUGCUGGCUACCUUUCUACGCGGUGCAGCUGCUGAACUUCUCUGUGACGGGCCUGGAUGCCACCGUCAACCACGUGUCCCUCAUCAGCCACGCCAACAGCUGCGCCAACCCCAUCCUCUACGGCUUCCUCUCCGACAACUUCUGCCGGUCCUUCCAGCGGGUUCUCUGCCUGUGCUGCUGUCUCCUGGAUGCCUCUGGCGGUGCAGACCAAGAGCCACUGGACUACUGUGCCACCGCCCUCAAGAGCAGAGGGGGCACAGGCCCCUGCCAGCAGGAGCCCAGGCAACCAGAACCCAGCCGCAAGCAGGUCCCCCUCACCAGGACCACCACCUUCUGA
Balaenoptera acutorostrata (minke whale) is the source of this 1172-nucleotide messenger RNA. It is a transcript of the gene SSTR4, whose product is annotated as somatostatin receptor 4. Gene Ontology annotation, cellular component: membrane; neuron projection. Lineage: Eukaryota; Metazoa; Chordata; Mammalia; Artiodactyla; Balaenopteridae. Gene Ontology annotation, biological process: cellular response to glucocorticoid stimulus; neuropeptide signaling pathway. The record is from RefSeq and is a predicted model, not a curated record. Gene Ontology annotation, molecular function: somatostatin receptor activity; neuropeptide binding.